Molecule: messenger RNA, 728 nt
Organism: Helianthus annuus (common sunflower)
Lineage: Eukaryota; Viridiplantae; Streptophyta; Magnoliopsida; Asterales; Asteraceae
Product: zinc finger protein 6-like
Exons: 1
Coding region: 36-581 (181 amino acids)
Biological process (GO): cytokinin-activated signaling pathway; gibberellic acid mediated signaling pathway; trichome morphogenesis
Cellular component (GO): nucleus
Molecular function (GO): transcription cis-regulatory region binding; DNA-binding transcription factor activity
Source: RefSeq, a predicted model, not a curated record
UUUUCAUUCUAUUAUUAUCUGUUUAGCCAUACACAAUGGGAGAGAGCUCAUCACCACCAAGAGGGAGAAACUUGAGUGACAUGCUUGAUCAAAACCCCUCAUUCUCUUCCUCCUCCUCUUCUGUAAUGAAGCUAUUCGGUGUCGAUGUUAGCGACGGCGGCAUAGCUCCGCCAACACCUCAACUAGACGGCGACAACAAACGGUUCGAAUGCCAGUACUGCAGAAGGGACUUCGCCAACUCUCAAGCAUUAGGGGGCCAUCAAAAUGCACACAAGAAAGAACGACAAAGGUUAAAAAGGGUGCAUUUCAUGAGCAACCAUCACCGGCGGUUUGCGGCACCGAUGACCAUAAUUAACGCAAGAUCUGGACAGUUCCAGCAACCGCAAAUGGCGGUUGUGGAACAAUAUAUCCCACAACCGCCACCACCACAGCAGGUACUGUCCGGUGUUCCGUUGAGGUUUCCAAGUCGGUUUUACGUAGGACGAUCGCAGCAGUUUAACUCCGUUGGUCCACAUUCAUCAAGGAUGAUCGAAGGAGCAGAUGAUAAUCGUGAUGGAGUGGAUGUUGAUCUGCAUCUUUGAUCAUUGUAGGUGCUGAGGGUUUUUAUGUUUUUACCUUUUUUCAUUUCUUCCAAAUUUUAAUUAAUUUUGGAUGAUUAAUAUAUUUUAAUGAUUUAGUUUUGUUCCAAAUGAUAAUUUCAUGUAAUCUCUCUAAGUUUAAAAUAAUAA